Messenger RNA from Myxocyprinus asiaticus (Chinese sucker), 2019 nucleotides. RefSeq names its product fragile histidine triad diadenosine triphosphatase (gene fhit). Bases 76 to 528 code for a protein of 150 amino acids. Gene Ontology annotation, cellular component: plasma membrane; nucleus; cytoplasm. NCBI's taxonomy places the organism in Eukaryota, Metazoa, Chordata, Actinopteri, Cypriniformes, Catostomidae. The record is from RefSeq and is a predicted model, not a curated record. Gene Ontology annotation, biological process: negative regulation of proteasomal ubiquitin-dependent protein catabolic process; intrinsic apoptotic signaling pathway by p53 class mediator; diadenosine triphosphate catabolic process. The transcript is spliced from 7 exons. Gene Ontology annotation, molecular function: ubiquitin protein ligase binding; bis(5'-adenosyl)-triphosphatase activity.
GCUCUCUUCUCUCAUUAACUACAUGAGCUGCGCUCUAAAGACAAGUUCACAGAGUGAAGGAAAACGGUGUCUGCUAUGGCUACAUUUCGCUUUGGACAGCACAUUAUAAAGUCCACGGCUGUGUUUUUGCAGACAGAGUUGUCCUUUGCACUAGUCAAUCGAAAGCCAGUCGUGCCUGGACAUGUUUUAGUGUGUCCUGUUCGUCUCGUUGAACGGUUCCGGGAUCUCCGUCCUGAUGAGGUGUCUGAUCUGUUCAUGACCACACAGAAAGUGGCAGAUGUGAUCGAGAAACACUUCCAAGCAUCCUCCCUAACCAUCGCCAUACAGGACGGACCUGAGGCAGGACAGACGGUGAAGCAUGUUCAUGUCCAUGUGCUGCCGAGGAAGUCUGGAGACUUUGAGAAGAAUGACAGCAUUUAUGAUGAGCUUCAGAAACAUGACAGAGAGAGCGAGGACAUUCCUUCCAAAUGGAGAUCAGAAGAAGAGAUUGCCAAAGAGGCGUCAGAGUUACGAGGUCUCUUCAACUAGGUUUUAGGAGCAGAAGGCUUAUGCAUACAGAAAAUACAUCAAGAUGAUAUUUAUUGUAAUUAACCUCCUCAUUUUGACCAUGAUUAAAUCAUAAUAAAAUUCUAGUUCAUUGUUGUAUUGCAUUUAAAUAUACCUGUUUCUUUCUAAUCAUGUUUCAAAAUAUAAAACAAAAGUAACUAUGAACAGGACACUAUCUAUUAUUCUAUCUAAGGUUUAUUUAAACCAGCUUUAGUGCUUGGUAGGAGAUAAACAAUGACCCACUCUCCUUGCAUGAGCCGCACACCUUUACUGAUGUCCAUAUACCUAAUGAAAUGCUAGAGGUUUGAUACUGAUUUAGGCCCUGAUGUCUGGAAUACCAGAAACUGCCUUUAAUCAAAUAUAUGUACACAAAAUAAGUGGCAAGCCGAGGCUACUGUUGAGUUUUGAUAAGAAUAAACAGAGAUGUUUUGUUUGCGACAAAUAAGCUUUUAUUGGCGAAGUGUGGCAUUAGUUACCCUACCCACAGUCCCAGUGCUGGAGACUAUUAUGACUUUUAUUAUUUUAUCAAUGUGGAAAUAAAAUGGUAUUGACUGGCCCCUUACUCAUCUGGAAAAGGAAAUACAAUUCUGACAGGAUAAUGCCUACCAGCCUAUAGCCUUUCAGAGUAAUCAAGUUGUAAAGAGGCCCAUGAAUUUUAAACAACAUUAUUAUUCACAAGGUAUUCUCUUAAGGAAAUGCGCAUAACAGUUUGAAUGGGAGGAAAUCCAUCACUACUAGCUAAACGGAGAUAAAAGUUUACCAUAAAAUUCUUAACACCAACAGGACAGACUGUGGUCACUAAAGAAAUACACAGAGAAGUUACCCAUAACAUUGAGCUCUGUCUCAUUGUUUGAAUAAAGGCUAUGGGGUCUAAUAUUGCAAAACCAUUUUUGUAGGGGCAUGUGACUUGAAUUUAGUUUUUAUAUCUCAGUGUGUAGCAUUUAUUUUGACUUUUGUCGAAUACUGUUAAUAAAGCUUAAUUUUUCGUUAUGUUGCCUGGUUAAUAUUUAUUAUGGAUUGAGACCUUUUUGCCAACUUUAUGGGUAAAACAACAGAACAGGUGGUUCAAGUCCUGCCAGCAUCCCAUCUGAUUUGCAAAUAAAAUUAUAUCAAUAAUGUUAGUCUAACCAUAUAUUGCUCAUAAAAGGCCACUGUAGUAGCAGCAUCAGGUAUUAUAAUUAUAUACAUAAUGUUAUAAUUAUAUCACAUAACACAUGUAUAUUUCAAUAGGUUUUUAUGAUGCAUGGAUCCAGAGCACAUGACCUUCCAUAACUCCAGUGUAAAACUCUCAGGGCCAGCAAAGCCUUCCUGCAAAGGCCUCAAAAUAAAUAAAAAAAUUCAUGUUUUCUCUUUCAUUCUUAUUUAUUUGUUUAUGUAUUUUCGAUCUAUUUACUCUCCUGAUUUUGUCCAUUUGCUGACUUUGUCAGUGCAUAGACGAAUAGUGAUGUAAGUUUAUCCAGUGCAUUUUUAUUC